CGACCGUUUUUGCUGGCAGGCGGGGAGAGUAGUGGUGUGCUGUGUGUGUGUGUGUGCGUGUAGUGAGGAGAUUCCGUUCACUAGACAACAAUUCCCAUCAUCAGCUGCUGUCGUUCGGUGGCUGCGUGGCUGCUGGUUGCUGGAGCAUUUCCAUCGCAUCGGCCUUUCCCCUGGAGUCUGUUGGCAAUGUACAGCGCAUUAACGUACACGUAGUGCUCGUGUGACUCCCUGCUGAUGGGGAGGAAGUAUUUGCGAACGACAUCACACCGCAGUUACACCUCUCGUUACACCGGAUUGAGAGGCAAAGUUUCUACCUUCCCGCCGGACCGGGCUGCUGGGAUUGUAUGGCAUCGGCACUUGAUUUGCGUCGUGCACCGUAAAGCUGCAACCUGACCAUACAGCAACGAGGCUGACGGGGAAUCCCACUGGCAGGAAUUGACACAGGCCUUUAAGCAACGUUUAGUCUUCCCUCGUGACCAAACACACCCGCGACGACCGAGCACCAGGAACCAGGAACAAAAAGGGAUCACUAGAGAGGGAGCCGGCAAAGUGACGUUGCUGUAAGCCACAAACACACAUCAUCCCCGGUACACGGCCGUUGGACGGUUCGCGAGCUCCACCACCCAUUACUUAUGGACCAUUCGGAGCAUCACGACUACAGCCAGCACGCAAACAUGUCGAGUGGAGGAGCGCACGCAGGACAUACCGGGCACGGGACAGUGGACCACAGUGCACACGAUCACACGAUGAUGGAUCAUGGGGCGCACGAUCACCAUCACGGGGCGGCCGGCGGCAUGGGUGCGGCCAGCCCUGCCGGAAUGGUGCACCACAUGAUGUCGAUGUCGUUUCACGGCGGCUACGAUGAGACGAUUCUGUUCGAGCAGUGGAAAAUCGAUAGUCUGAGCGGGCUGCUCUGGUCGAUGCUGCUCAUCUUCGUGAUGGCCGCACUGUACGAGGGCUUGAAGUACUACCGGGAGCAUCUGUUCUGGCGAACGUACAACGCGCUCCAGUACCGCCCGGUCACCGUGACGGAGAAAAGCAACGGCAACGGUGUGACGGUGGCCGGAGGCACAGCGACCGACGACCGGGCCGGCGGUGCCGGCGUGGGCGAUGGUCUCAAUGGAGCCAGCGGCACCGGCACGUCCGCUGAGGAGGGCGCCCGCAUUGUGCACAUGGUUGGCGAAGUGAUCCACAAGCAACCAAGCCAGUACAGACCGACGAUGCUGUCGCUGAUGCACCUGUUCCAAACGCUGCUGCACAUCCUACAGGUCACGUUAAGCUUCCUGCUGAUGCUGAUCUUCAUGACGUACAACACGUGGCUCUGUCUGGCGGUGGUCCUGGGUGCCGCCCUUGGGUAUUUCCUGUUCGGUUGGAAAAAGUCCGUCAUCGUCGACGUUACUGAGCACUGUCACUAAAAGACGCCACCACCACCACCACAUCCCGCGAUCGGCAAUACAGCAUUCUGUCUGGCUCUGGCGCCGAUGGUGGUCACAUCGACCCGGCCCGAUGUUCUUCCAUAAUAGGCGUUCGGCCGUCAAACGACCUGUUUCUAUCGGCUGUUGAGAGCUAUGAACUAUGAAUUCUGUGGUUUUUUGUAGUGUAAAAAGGGGGAGGAGGUAGAAAAGUGGGAGGGCAAACAUCGAAAAACAAAAAGACAUGGUCCGCGAUUACGGCUAGCGUUCGGACAGCAACAAGAGAGGCGAACAAAAAUAUGGGGUGCACAGAGUUGGAUUGUCCUGGUACCACCAUCGAGCUGGUUGAUUGUCAUCGACAGUUGCAGGAGAUCGCCGGCAAUACAUACCAGGGCAUAUUAUAUUAGUUGUGCAAUACGAAUUUACCUGUUUUGGAAAUGACCUACGGGGUACGCUGACCGGGGCCCGCCCUAGCGCCAUGGAUCGCCACAUUGUGUUUGGUCGCGGUGUCGUGUAUUUAUAGCUAAUUGGUAUCUCGAGUGAAGUUAGUGGAAAACACCCAUUUGCCGAAUUCAUCGCGGACGGUGGUAGUAGUACAUUUUAUUACGCUCAAGUUAAACAAACAAAAGAUGAAAAAAAUCAACAAAACAUUUACUAGGGAGCCGUUAGAGGGGUGGGUUGGUUUUUUAAACCGUUUCGCGCUCAAACUAAGAGAAAGGAUUUGUUUUUGUGCAACAAGCGUUGCGGCAAACACACACCACUUUUCAAACUAAACCCACUUAAGGCGAAAAGUUUCCUAUCGACAAUGUUACUAGCAAACACACCGACACAGAACAAAAAAAAACGAAAGACAAACACAAACCCUUUUUGUAAAUAACAUAAUCAAUGGUGCCGAGUGUGAGGGGGGUAGAGAGGGGGGGAAGGAGGUUCAUGCAAGCCGCUAGAACAGGUGUAUAAGUGCUGCGACGAUAUCAUAUUACACCGUUACACACGGUCACCACACACACGCGCGCCCGUGUGAAGAAAAGCGUGUAUGAGUUUUUAUUCUUGUACAGGAUGCUGGCACAUGUUGCGGCGGUAGUGGUGGAACGCACACUAAAUGGAGCAAAAAACAGAGCCGCAAGUUAAGGAGCACAGGACCGAAUCCAGUAAAACACCUUCCGUGUGUGUGUCUCUACGUGUACGUGUAAGAAAGGAAAGGGCAUAUUUUAGGGAGGAAUUGAAUCAAAAUGGCUGUUGGAUGUAUUUUUAACAAGAAAAAAAAUCAAUCCCUUAGAUGUUUGCAUUAUAUUAGUACACAGCAGAGAAUUCCAAUAUCGCCAGGUGCAUCCGUUUUUGUAUUGGGCAGGCUUAUUAGGGCAGGAAAGCAAGCAUUAAUUGGCAGGCAAAAGAACAAGAACAAGAAAAAGCAACACCUUCCAUUCGUUUCCGAAAUAGCAAAACGAAACAAAACAUUAAAAAAUGGUCAGUUAGUACUACGAAGUGUUAAAUCCAGCAUCCAUUCGUCUGCGCAAUAUCUGCGCCAGAAGAGCUCCAUUUGUCUUUUACAUUCUCUGCCACGGUGUUAAUAAUGUAGCUGCAGUUUUCGUUGCUUUCGUCUGCUGCAGUAACAAACCCUUCCAAAACCCCUGCCACCCACCACCCACCAACCACUACCAUCCAAGGUUUUUGUUUGUUUGUUUAGUUUUUAAAUAUCCCUUUCCGUACGACCGCGUUCUUUCGGUAGUGUAGACCAUAAGUUUAUAUCUUUCUUUCUUUUUUUAUAUCCAUGUUGAUUAUGUUAUGUGUUUCGUUCUGUUAGCUAGUGUAGAAUAAGCAGUUAAGUUGGAGCUUUUGAAACAAACAAGCAAACAAAAAAGCACACACAUACAAACACAAAUACCACUGAGAGUGAAGGGCGAUGUUAAGCGAUCGCUUUUGUUAUGAACAAAAUUAUACAAAAAAAAAACAACCCAAAACCCCGAUUCGGACCGGUAACAAACAAGCGGAUUGCUUACUCAGGCGGUGCUGCUGACACAUGAUGGAGAUGGAAACGGACAGUGUAAAUCGUUAAAAUUGUAAUACACGAAGGAGCGUGCGCGCCUCCUCCGCGUGGAAUUUAGAUAGGGAUGAUUUUAAGACGAACAACAGGAACUGCAGCGGAAGAAGAGGAAACAGAAACACGAGAUUAGGCGCUGAACGUUAUUUAGAAUUUAGAGCUUGUGUUUGUUUUGGUACUGCCGGGGGUUGGUGUCCAGGGUUAGAGUGGCACUCGUUGUUAUCUAUCGUGCCAGCCAGGGCCAGGGCGAGGAGGAGGAGGAGGAAGUUUUGUUGGCGUUACAGUUUCGCAUUACGAUAUUGGUCAUUAUUGCCACUGAUUGGUUUUUUUUCAUUUUUAUUUUCUACUCCCUUGGCUAUUAAUUUCAUUCUCACUGGUUAGAACGUUUUAUCUCCUCUAGUUUAGAGUGGUUUAGACUUUAGUGAACUCUAAUAGUGAUUUAUUCUCUUUUUUAUACAAAAAAUAUAUAUACACAUAAAAUACACAACAAAAAAAGAA
Molecule: messenger RNA, 3948 nt
Organism: Anopheles arabiensis
Lineage: Eukaryota; Metazoa; Arthropoda; Insecta; Diptera; Culicidae
Gene: Ctr1A
Product: high affinity copper uptake protein 1
Exons: 7
Coding region: 633-1415 (260 amino acids)
Biological process (GO): copper ion transmembrane transport
Cellular component (GO): membrane
Molecular function (GO): copper ion transmembrane transporter activity
Source: RefSeq, a predicted model, not a curated record